Molecule: messenger RNA, 2735 nt
Organism: Vicugna pacos (alpaca)
Lineage: Eukaryota; Metazoa; Chordata; Mammalia; Artiodactyla; Camelidae
Source: RefSeq, a predicted model, not a curated record
UACAGAAGCCACAGUGCCAUUGAAGGUAAUUAUAGAGACAGUAAAGUUCUUUGAUGCCAGAAAAAAAUAAAUGCUGGGUGUCCCACAGAAUUUCAGAACCUGACUUCAAAAGGAUCAUGGAGGAAGGAAAUAAAGUUUAGCAUGCUGGACUACUCUACAGCAUAUAUUCGUCAAUGGAAUUUUUCUACAUAUCAUAUCACCAACAUGAGAAAAAAAUGAUUAUUGUUGAUUUGAAGCUUGAAAAAUGAGCAGGCGGAACUGUUGGAUUUGUAAGAUGUGCAGAGAUGCAUCUAAGAGGCUCCCUUCAAACCUGACUUCGGAGGAAGUAUUACAGUGGGCACAGUCUUUCGAAAAAUUGAUGGCUACAAAAUAUGGGCCAGUAGUCUAUGCAGCAUACUUAAAAAUGGAGCACAGUGAUGAGAAUAUUAAAUUCUGGAUGGCAUGUGAAACCUAUAAGAAAACUGUGUCACGAUGGAGCAGAACUUCCAGGGCCAAGAAGCUUUAUAAAAUUUACAUCCAGCCACAGUCCCCUAGAGAGAUUAACAUCGACAGUUCGACAAGAGAAACCAUCAUCAGGAAUAUUCAAGAACCCACUCAGACAUGUUUUGAAGAGGCUCAGAAAAUAGUGUACAUGCACAUGGAGAGGGACUCCUAUCCCAGGUUUCUGAAGUCAGAAAUGUACCAGGCGCUUCUGAAGACCAGUCGUCCCAACAGCAACUCCUGACCACCACUCAGACGUUUCAACUGAAGGUGGUAUAUUCAAAGUACUGGGCUUGUUCUUUUAAUAUAAAAAACCCAUAAAAUCAGAAAUAGAGUAGGAAUGAAAUAGAAGAAAUUAAACUGUCAACAAGGAGAAACAGAUCCCAAAAAGGAUGGACUCCAGGACUCUUAUAACAUGAACAACAUAGUGUAUGACACACAUAUGUAGCUCAGUUAAUACAUAAGAAAAAGGAAGGUCUUUCUUCAUGACAUCAAAAUUAUAAAGUUAUUACUGUAGAAGUCAACUAAUGGAUGUCUCCUUAUUAAUGAAAUUUUGCUGUCAUACUACCCAGAUCAGUUCUUUAAAAACUGUAGCUAAAUGAGCUGUGUCUCUAGCAUGAACGUAUUCUUUACAGUGCUCAUAAUAACUUUAAUUACUAGAUAAACUUGGUACUCAAAGUACAAUCAGCUGUACUGUAUGAUAAGCAAUAUAAAAAGAUGUGUUCUUGGAAGAUAUUUUAUCUGUAAAAUUCUCCUUCUAUUAUGUCCAUAACUGAACUUCUAUACUGCAUGUGUCUCGUACAUGUGAAAAAUUCCAAGAGUCUAAGCUAUUUAAACAUAUGAAAUUCUUCAUUUACUUCUAUAGUUAUAUAGGGUAUAGAUUUUGGUUCCUAUGUUUUGCGAAUUUUUUGCUAUCACAAUUUGAAUCCCUCAUGGUCCUGAUAAUCAGUAAAUCCAAAUAUAAACUAAAAAGUUUAUAAAUAUAUGACUUUUUUCCAAAGACAUGAUAAAGUUGUUUUUCCAGUAAGACUAUUUUUAUUUGUCCUGUCAUAGAAGAUUCUUAGAAUAUCUCAGAAGAUUCCAGAAGAAAGAAUCUCUAUUUCACUUGCUGCACUCAGCAUACGGCGUAGGGUGACUGCGCCAGAGGAGUGGGCGAACACUCCGUGCUUUUGAUAAAGAGUAAGAUACCUAAAAUACUUAAUCACAGUUUUUUUUCCAAAGAAUUAAGUGUAGGAAAAAUUUUAGUUUUACUAUGAGAAAAGUGUUUCUCAGAUCUCAAAUUUGACUGAAACAGCAUUACUAUUUCCAAAUUACACUAAACCUAAGAUGCAUCACAUAAAAAUGAACAUUAAAUGGAAUUAUUCUCAUUAAGCAAAGAAUUAUUAUAACACAGAACCAAUAUUUGGAGUUUCAUUUCUGAGAAGGAGAAUCAGCUUUGCAAAAGAACAUUUUUUUGUUGUUAAAAAGUACACAGUUGGUUAACAGGGCUCCAGUCACUUGUAGGAGGUGUUACCGCAGUGGUCCAAUUCUACCUAACCCACUGAAUUAUUUAUUUUCUUUUAAAAAUACCCAUGUAAGAAUACAGGUUAAAGUCUUAGAUCUCUGAACAUGACAAUGAUCCCCAGCCACAAUAAGCCAGGAAAAAAAAAGUUUCCACAUGUUUCAAACAGUCUCCACAUCUCACUCCACCAGCAGUCUAUUUAUGGGCAAGUCGGAAAGCUCAUACACAGGUGGCCGUGAUGCACGUGGUUUCAAACACCUGGGGCCCUUCUCGUUCACCUUGUACUAAGUCAGCCAAGCACCGGCAGCACAACAGAUUCUCAGCAUCCUCUGCUGCUUAUUCCUCCCCCUGUGCUGCAAUACGGGACAGGCCAGAGUUUUCAGUUCUGCUUGUGCUUUUGCCGCCUGGUGAUAAGGAACAAAGAGCUCUGGACGGAGGCGCAAAGCAACUGGACCAGUGCCUGUUCACUCACCUGAUGUCUUUGUACCUUCAGCACCAAGAGGCCGCAGUUUCCUCAUCUAUCAAACAAAAAAUGGGACUAACUGAUGGAGUGGGCCCCGUGCAGUAUGUUCUAUUACAUCCUGUUACUAAUGAAUUCAUCAUUUCCCUCAGGCUCAUUCCUACAAUACUCAGUUUGAAGAGUAACUCCUCCCAAAGUUGACAUUUUCAUGGGACAGUGGAUAAUGAACUACUCAUUUCGUGUUUAACAUUGGUUAAGGGAGUUCUGAAAUUUUCUACUAGGAACUGAGAAUUU